This is a messenger RNA of Mercenaria mercenaria, 1950 nucleotides long. RefSeq names its product collagen alpha-6(VI) chain-like. The transcript has 3 exons. NCBI's taxonomy places the organism in Eukaryota, Metazoa, Mollusca, Bivalvia, Venerida, Veneridae. The record is from RefSeq and is a predicted model, not a curated record. The coding region runs from base 130 to 1836 and encodes 568 amino acids.
AAGAUUUUAAAUAAUUUACGUUUUGAAUGUCCAAUGAAACUUUCGGAACUGAAUGAUCAACUCUUAAAACGAUAACGGGCUUCAAACGCGAUAAGCUUAGCUUUAUUGCAUACCUUUUUUGAACAGUUCAUGUUACAAUCUAUGUUUAUUUACCAUACUUUUUCAUUUAUUCAAAUGGCUUCGAGAAAUUGUAAAAUGAUUUUUGUUGGAAUAAUAAUUAGUUUAUUUAUAGCUAAAACGUAUGGCUAUGAUGGUUGUUGUGACACACGUCUAAAACAAGUGGGAUGUAUUUUUAAAACUCUGCCAGAAAUGACAAGUUGUUCUUCUUUAUGCGAUGACGGAAUCCAAUUUAAAAUUGAAAUAGCAUGCUGCUCUGGAACAUAUCAAUAUAACUGUCGUGAUUAUAACAAUGGCCACUGCAUCUUGUGGUACUGGUGGAUAAAUGACGAUCAAGUAAUAGAUAUACUAAAUCGUAACACAGAUAUCUGCCCUCACAAUGAGACUUACAUGAUAUGGUUUCACUUAGAGAAGCUGAAAUGUGACCAGAACCCCUGCCAGAAUAACGGCACUUGUACAAGCACUGGUGGCCAAUAUACAUGUAACUGUGAUGGAACUGGUUUCUAUGGCGUAAAUUGUGAAACAGACGAAUGUAAACCCAUACCUACUGAUGUCGUUUUCGUCCUUGAUUCGUCAACCAGCAUGACAGAAAAUGAAUUUUACAAACAAUUGCAAUUUGUUUCUACGUUUAUCAAUCAUGUCGAAAUUGGACCAACUGAUUUUCGAGUUGGCAUUGUAACAUUUUCCUCUGAUGCUAAAGUAGAAUUUGGAUUCAACGACUAUUUAACAAAUGACACCCUGAAAGCAGCCAUUGAACUAAUCAAAUUUAGUCGUGGGGUCACGUUUACACAUCUUGGUCUGGCAUCUGCGGAAGCCAUGUUCAAAAAUAAGUCCAUGAGUAACAAUGCAUCAGCAACACGGAAGAAGUAUGUAUUUGUCUUAACAGACGGGAUGUCUUCAAACAGAAAAAAGACAGAAUCAGCAGCUUUAUCUCUGAAGAAGAUAGUACAUAAAGUUAUAACAAUCGGAAUUGGCUAUGAAGUUUCCCACAGAGAACUAUUGACUAUUUCGUCUCCGCCUGAUGACCUAAAUGCUGCUUAUGUGUUCUCAGUGGACGACUUCAAUUCCUUAAAUACAAUCUUGAAAGAACUGGUACAGCUGACGUGCGACAAGUGUGAAUCAAGUAGCUUCUCUGACGUCAUAUUUCUGAUUGACACAUCAUUCUAUAUAGCAGACACUGACUUUCAAAUUGCCAUAAGUUCUAUAACAUACAUUAUCCAGCAUUUGAAAAGUAUGGACAUAACCAAAGGAACAGAUGUUGGCAUCUUAACUUAUGAUGCACAUAACAGUAAGAUUGUAUUGCCAUUAAAUCAUACCAUGGAUAAAAUUGACAUACUUCCAUAUCUCCAACUGCUUACCAGGGAAGAGGCGACAUGUGAAAAAGAUGAGUGUCAUGUUGAAUCGAUUAAUGAAACAAUGUCCAUUUUCCAUGAAGCUUUAUUCGACUUCCGAAACGAUUCGAGAAGAUUUAUUGUUAUUCUAACAAAUGGCAAAUUUGGAUAUGCUGAAAGGCCUCUAAGUAAAUUGAUUGCACGGCUUAACGGUAUAUACGAUGUAAACCUAUAUGUUAUUGGAUUAGGAGACGACGUAAAUAUGGAAGGUUUACUGUCAUUGGUCAAUGAUGCAAAUCACGUGUUCAUCACGUCAGACGAUUCUUAUUUCACACAUUUAGACGUUUUGCAGGCAGCAUUUACAUAUAAUGAAUGUGAUUUGCACUAAUGUAGUUUCAUAGUAGAAUUUAGUAGCAUCUUUUUUAUACUUUUAAAAACAUUAAUUUAUAUAAAACAGUGGAAAAUAACCAAGAUUGUGUAAAAAUAUAUUGCUGCUUCUGUC